AUGCGCGUCCACGCGGCACGGCACGAAAGGCGAGACGCACACGCCCGCGGCUCGCAGGUCCACGGCGGCGGCGCCUGCGUGAUCGCCGUGGCCCUGCGGGAAGUAGUAGACGGCAGCGCCAACGGGCGGCACGGCGCACAGGGAGCCCGCGCACGCCUGCCACAGCUGCGGAUGCACGCCGCGCCCCUCGGGCUUGGCACGGCCAGCGGCGGCCUCCGGCGAUGGGGCCGGCGGGGGCAUCUGCGCCGCGAACGUGAGCGUCGUCGUCCCGAGCCGCGUGGGCGCGCAGACUGCAGCAACAGACAUGACUGGGUCAUCGGCAGGGCGCAGGGCUUCUACGUCGCCAGCUCGCAGGACGGCACCAGCAAGACCAUUGUGCUCACCGCCAUGUUCGAGGGCCCCGAGGCACCGCAUGGCGGCGACACGCUCAGCUUCUUCGGGGUCCACCGCAUGGCCUCGCCGGAGUCCCACAUAGCCAUCAUCGGAGGCACCGGCAAACGCUGCACCCUGGCGACGAGCACACCACCGACGGCAGCGAGUGCUGGUGCCGCCGCGACGGGCAACGCAGGAGCCGCCGGCGCGGGCGUGGGUGACCACCCGCUGACGUUCUUCAUGCACGACAUCCUCGACGGCUCGCAGCCGUCGGGGCGCAUCGUGACCGGCGUGGUGGCGAGCGCGGCGGCCAACGGGCAGCUCCCGUUCGCGUGCCCCAACACCAACAUCUUCCCGAUCCAGGGCGCGAUGCCGCUGCCGCAGGGCGCCAGCAACCUCAUCAACAGCAACAACGUGCCCUACGUCGCGGGCCUCGGCGGCACGUCCUCCGCCGUCGUCCAGAACAACGGCAACCCCGUCAACGGCGGCAACAAGAACAUCCCCUUCGUCAACGCCGCGUAUGGUCUCGGACUUCCAGAAGCGCAUCAUGGAUGA
Miscanthus lutarioriparius is the source of this 927-nucleotide messenger RNA. NCBI's taxonomy places the organism in Eukaryota, Viridiplantae, Streptophyta, Magnoliopsida, Poales, Poaceae. The record is from the annotation of a GenBank genome assembly.